AUUGAUCCAUAUUUGCAAAAAUUGUGUGCAGCAAGAGAACAGUGCGCGCGAGAAGAAGAAAACGCAGCAUCAGCGGAAAAGAGAAGAAGAAAGGGUUGUGCAUUGUAUUUUGGUACUGUAAACGUGUUCCAUUGUAACUGAAAUUUCAGAAGAAGAUCAACAAAAGAAACAGAGCCAAAAAUGAAGAUGGUAAACUCCUUCAACCUCAAGAGAGCUGCAGCUGGGAUUAAACGGAUUAAUCUAGACGGCCUCCGGUGGCGAGUUUUCGAUGCCAAGGGCCAGAUUCUUGGGAGGUUAGCAUCUCAAAUAGCUACUGUCGUUCAAGGAAAGGAUAAGCCGACUUAUACUCCUAACCGUGAUGAUGGAGAUAUCUGCGUUGUGCUUAACGCCAAAGAUAUUUGUGUGUCUGGGAGAAAACUUACAGACAAGGUCUACUACUGGCAUACAGGGUAUAUGGGCCACCUUAAGAAAAGAACUCUGAAGGAUCAGAUGGCUAAAGACCCUACGGAUGUUAUUCGCAAAGCUAUUCUACGCAUGCUGCCUAAAAACAACCUACGUGAUGACAGGGAUAGAAAAUUAAGGAUCUUUCCUGGAAGUGAGCACCCUUUUGGUGAUCGGCCACUGGAGCCUUAUGUGAUGCCUCCCAGGACAGUGCGAGAAAUGCGACCACGAGAAAGGCGUGCAAUGAUUCGAGCACAGAAGAAGGCGGAACAGCAACAAGAGAAUGCUGAGCAGCGACAACAGAAUGCUGAUGAAUUGAAGAAUGGCAAAAAGAGUGAAGCACAAGAGAGUGCAUGAAAACGUUAUUUGCUCAUGGGGGUUGAUACUAACCUAUGGGUCAUCAUUAACAAAAAGCCAUCUUUAUUUGUAGUGUUUGCCAAAACCUAUAAAAUCUUGAUUUGUGUUUGAAUUAUUGUUUCUAAGGUUUCCUAAAGAUUGUAGUUAAGAAGAAACUGUGUUUAAUAAACAAUCUUGCAUCUUUUUGUGAUAAUGCUUCAAGUUCAAAUCUGAAAGUGUAAGGCAAACUGCUACUUUUGCAUUUUAAAGAUACUGUUUUUUAUUUUC
Messenger RNA from Vicia villosa (hairy vetch), 1065 nucleotides. RefSeq lists its product as uncharacterized. Lineage: Eukaryota; Viridiplantae; Streptophyta; Magnoliopsida; Fabales; Fabaceae. The record is from RefSeq and is a predicted model, not a curated record. Gene Ontology annotation, biological process: translation; negative regulation of translation. The transcript has 6 exons. Gene Ontology annotation, cellular component: ribosome; mitochondrial large ribosomal subunit. Gene Ontology annotation, molecular function: structural constituent of ribosome; mRNA binding. Bases 181 to 798 code for a protein of 205 amino acids.